Messenger RNA from Drosophila willistoni, 3143 nucleotides. RefSeq names its product serine/threonine-protein phosphatase 2B catalytic subunit 2 (gene Pp2B-14D). Gene Ontology annotation, biological process: calcineurin-mediated signaling. Bases 229 to 1902 code for a protein of 557 amino acids. The transcript has a single exon. Gene Ontology annotation, molecular function: calmodulin-dependent protein phosphatase activity; calmodulin binding. The record is from RefSeq and is a predicted model, not a curated record. Gene Ontology annotation, cellular component: cytoplasm; calcineurin complex. NCBI's taxonomy places the organism in Eukaryota, Metazoa, Arthropoda, Insecta, Diptera, Drosophilidae.
AAAAAAAAGAAAACGAAAAAGAAAAAAAAAACGAUAAAGCAACAACGUGCAAGUGUGUGGGUGAAAGAGACAGCAAAGACUUAGUGAAAGCAAGCAAGCGAGUGUGAGAGAGUUGUGUGUGUGUGUGUGUGUGUGAGAGAGAGAGAGAGCUCCAGCUCCCAGGAGCAACUCCAACUUCUCUCCAAAUAAAAAAAAAGGAACCGAAAAAAAUUAAAAAUAUUAAUAAUUAUGUCUUCGAAUAAUCAAACCAGUGGGGCAACAAGUGCCCCAAACGCCACCUCUCCCCCAAGUGGCAAAAGCAAUGCCACCACAGAUGCUGCUGCCGCCUCCACCAACUCCAACUCUAACGCCAACUCAAAUCCCAGUCCCCCCCCUUCACAGGGCAAACCGCAUGGCGGUCAUACGGCAGUCAACACCAAAGAGCGUGUGGUGGACAGUGUCCCAUUCCCGCCCAGCCACAAAUUAACUUUGGCCGAGGUAUUUGAUCCGCGCACAGGCAAACCCAAUCAUGAUCUCCUCAAGCAGCAUUUCAUAUUGGAGGGACGAAUCGAGGAGGCACCAGCCCUUAAGAUAAUACAAGAGGGAGCCGCCUUGCUGCGCCAGGAGAAGACAAUGAUUGAUAUUGAGGCUCCGGUGACAGUGUGCGGUGACAUUCAUGGCCAAUUUUAUGAUCUCAUGAAGCUAUUCGAAGUGGGCGGCUCACCGGCCACCACCAAAUAUCUCUUCCUGGGCGAUUAUGUGGAUCGAGGCUAUUUCAGCAUCGAGUGUGUCCUGUACUUGUGGUCAUUAAAGAUCACCUAUCCGCAAACUCUAUUCCUGCUGCGCGGGAAUCACGAGUGCCGCCAUCUAACUGAAUAUUUCACAUUUAAACAGGAAUGCAAAAUUAAGUACUCGGAACGGGUCUAUGAUGCCUGCAUGGAUGCCUUCGAUUGUCUACCAUUGGCCGCUCUAAUGAAUCAGCAAUUUCUCUGUGUCCAUGGCGGACUCUCACCGGAGAUACACGAAUUGGAGGAUAUACGUCGUUUAGAUAGAUUUAAAGAGCCGCCAGCGUUUGGGCCCAUGUGCGAUCUACUAUGGUCCGAUCCGCUCGAAGAUUUUGGUAAUGAGAAAAACUCCGAUUUCUAUACGCACAAUUCAGUGCGCGGCUGUUCGUAUUUCUAUAGCUACGCCGCCUGCUGUGACUUCCUUCAGAACAACAAUCUGUUGUCCAUCAUCCGUGCCCAUGAGGCUCAAGAUGCCGGCUAUCGUAUGUAUCGAAAGAGCCAAACCACCGGCUUCCCAUCAUUAAUCACAAUAUUCUCGGCCCCCAACUAUUUGGAUGUCUAUAAUAAUAAGGCCGCCGUCCUUAAGUAUGAGAAUAAUGUGAUGAACAUACGGCAAUUCAAUUGCUCUCCACAUCCCUAUUGGUUGCCCAAUUUCAUGGAUGUGUUUACCUGGUCGCUGCCAUUUGUGGGCGAAAAGGUCACCGAGAUGCUGGUUAAUGUCUUGAACAUAUGCUCCGACGACGAGCUAAUGACCGAAGAGAGCGAGGAGCCAUUGUCUGAUGAUGAGGCCGCCCUGCGUAAGGAGGUCAUAAGGAAUAAGAUUCGAGCCAUUGGUAAAAUGGCACGCGUCUUCUCGGUUCUGCGCGAGGAAUCGGAGUCAGUGCUGCAACUCAAAGGUCUGACGCCCACAGGAGCCUUGCCCCUGGGUGCUCUAUCCGGUGGCAAGCAGUCUCUUAAGAAUGCCAUGCAGGGCUUUUCGCCCAAUCACAAGAUUACCUCAUUUGCGGAGGCCAAGGGCCUAGAUGCGGUUAAUGAAAGGAUGCCGCCGCGGCGGGAUCAACAGCAGCAGCCGACGACGACGACGUCAACGACCAGCGAUCAUUCAAAUCAAGGCAACAAUGGGUCGGCGCAUGGGUAAACCAUCAACAAUCCCAGCAGCAGCAGCAGCAGUUGCAGCCAGUAGCAGCAACCUUUAACCUUUAAGCUUAAAUGUGGCAGAUUAACAACUUAAAAACUUAUAUAAAAAACAAACAAAUGGAAAAAAAAAAAACAGAAAAAUUAUAUACAAUAACUACCAACAUGUUCUAUAAUAAUUCUAUAAGCAGCAUGAAAUUGAAAUGUAUUUGAAUAUAUUAUUGAAUGGAAAAUUCCAAAACAAAACAAAAACAAAAGAUGAAAAAAACAAUUCCAGGCUCGUGGAAUAUUAUGUGGCAUACUUUUAAGGGCCUCUCCCCAACCAACACUGUUUUAAAUUCCGAUUCCGUCAGUUGUAUAUGUAUCUAUCUUUAAUAAUUGUUCUGAAUUUCGAUUCGCAAGAAACAACAACACUUUGUCAUUUCCAAACCAAAAUCAAAUUUAUAUAUACAUAUGUAUGUAUAUAUCCAUAUAUACAUAUAUAUGUAUGGCCUGAGAAACGAAACGCUUACAAACUCAUUAAAAACAAAAACAAAACUAAUCGAUUUUGAAAUCUUUAAUGGAAUUUUGAAUCGCAAUUUGAGAGCAUAUCUCUUCCCCCUACCUUCCCAUGCAUAUAGAAAUUAUUGAAAUAUUCUAUUGAAUUGAAUUGAAUUGUACGGAAUCGAAGUUUCAAUACAGCCUCAAAUGUUAAAUUUUAAGUUGAAAAUUGAAAAGAAAUGGAAAACAAUUUGAAAAUUAAGUAAAAGAAAAAAGCACUAAUAUGUUGUAAACAUUUUUAGCAGCGCCAAAAGCAAAAAAACAAAAAAAAACACAAAACACUUGCAGAACAAACAAAUUGUGCAAUCUUUUUAUUACUACAUAUUAAUUAAUAUUAUCUAUAUAUAUAUAUAUAUAUAUAUUCAAAUUAAACAUUUCAAUAUCUUGGAGAAAAUACAAAACAUAUUUUGCAGUAUGUGCCGCAAUAGUCCAUAAAUGUUCCUUAUACAUGCAUAUACACAUAUACAUAAAAACAAAAAAAAAAAAACAAAACAAAAAAAAAUAAUAUAAUUAAUUAACAAAUUGUUUAAUGAGAAGCAGAAAGCCUGCGCAUCUACAUAAAUCUACAUUAACAAAAGAAAACGCAAAAGAGAGGCAAAAACCAAACCACACUAAAAACAAAACAUUUACCAAAAUAAGGUAAAAGGUUUAUUAAGUAAAACUUGAUGAAUACGUAACCAAUAUAAUUCCUUCCUUUUAAACAUG